Messenger RNA from Cuscuta campestris, 2269 nucleotides. Lineage: Eukaryota; Viridiplantae; Streptophyta; Magnoliopsida; Solanales; Convolvulaceae. The record is from the annotation of a GenBank genome assembly.
AUCAUCACAUAAUCAAAACCCUAAUUUCCUAUUUGGAGUUCGAAGGCACUCGAAGCCCUUCUUCCCUAUUACGUAUCAAAGUGCUCUCAUUGAGAGUCAUGACAGACGCAUCAUCCACCACGAACGAACUCGACGCUAGGGUUCGCGAGAUGGGACACGCCAUGGUGCAGAUGCAGAGGGAUUUGGAGUUCUGGUUCGAGCAGCUUGACGUAGCUCUGGCCACCAACCAGACUGCCGUCGUCGGCAUCCAGGCAGGGGGCGGCGGACGAGUAGGACGGCACCUGGAGCACCACGACAGAGGCAGGGGAUUUCACGCACCGAAGCUCAAGCUCGAGCCACCCAAGAGUGACGGCGCGGAACCCUUGCGGCCAGCAGCCAAUUGGUUUCGAUGGCGGCGGAACAACGGCCUAAUUGCGGACUGGGAUGACUUCGUAUGGAAAUUCAAGCUACGGUUCGAUCCGCUUCAUUAUGUGGACUACGUGGGUCAAUUAGCUCGGGUCCGACAGGUAGGAGGAGUCAUAGAGUAUCAGGCCGCCUUCGAGAAGGUUCACACCCACAUCACCGAUGUUCCCGAGCCCUAUCUUCAAUCAUUAUUUCAUGCAGGUUUGAAGAACCACAUCCAACACGAGAUCAGUUUACUCAAACCUGAGACAUUAUCAGAGUCCUUUGCAUUGGCCCGGGAAUUGGAGGCAAAACACCAAGCCAUCGUACAUUCGGUAGGGUUGAAGAGUUUGUCAUGGGGUACCAACUUCAACCGCGGCAACCCUAGCCGGGCCGUAUCGAAAGGGUCAGUGACCAAGCCAGCCCAGUUGGGCAGCGGGGUCAAAACUUUGUCUGAGGGGCGUGAGUCCUCCAACACACCUGCCAUCAGGCGCCUCACCAGAGUUGAGCGUUUGGAAAAGGACGCUAAGGGUUUAUGCUAUAAUUGCGACCAAAAGUGGCACAAGGGACAUAAAUGUGGGCGGUUCAUUCUGAUCAUGGGUAAAGACGAAGGGGAGGAGGAUGAGGCCGAGGAAAAAGAAGAAAUUGAAGUCGCUGCCGACAUCUUGAGUUUGAACAGUAUGGCGGGGGUCACCACUCCUCGAUCCCUGCGACUCACGGGCAAGAUUGGGCAACAUGGGCUGGAUGUUUUAAUCGAUGGUGGGAGCACGCACAAUUUCGUGCACCCCCGCAUGGUGGAAAAAUUAGGGCUGAGCCUGGAGAGAGUGGCGGCGUUCCGGGUAUACGUCGGCAGCGGAGACGCUUUAUGCUGCACCCAACAAUGCCGUAACGUCGCCCUAGAGUUGCAAGGAACAACAUUUACAGUGGAUCUUUACGUCCUCCAGAUCCACGGGCAUGAUGUGGUCCUGGGCGUCCAAUGGUUGAGGGGUCUGGGGGGAGUCCUACAUGACUACGAAAAGGUGACGAUAGAGUUUGCCUGGGGAGAACAGACGGUGGCACUACGGGGGGAUGCUUUGGUCCCUAAGCAAACAUCCUUACACCAUUUACGGGCCUUGCAUGUGCGGCACGAGGUAGACGUCGGGAUCCUCCUCACGGUUACCCAAGCCGAAGACACGGGGGAGAAAGUGUCUGGCGCAACACAAGAGGGGCUGCCGAAGGGGAUCACAGCGCUCCUGGAGCGUUUUGACGAGGUGUUUAAGGAACCCCAGGGGCUGCCUCCACACCGUAUCACUGAUCACAGGAUCUACUUGCAACCCGGCGUGGCCCUGGUGAAUGUACGGGCCUACCGGUAUCCGCACUUCCAAAAAGAGGAAAUCGAGCGACAGGACCGAACUAGUUCUCGACAUGGCAUUUUCAUGGCGACAAAGAGGAACGACACAUUAGCAUCAUCUGUAGCCGUGAUAACUGCACGGAGUCUGUGGCCUUUGCGACUUGACGCUCACCAUCCUCCCACAAAAUGGUGUCUUCCCAUUGCGGUCGUACUAAUCACAAUGUUGAGACGUGUUUUGAGCUCAUUGGUUUUCUGGCUCAUUAUGAAAGGGGAGGUGGCGGUGAGGGAUCUUCCUCUCGAGGAGGUCUUGGCACCUCGUCAGGUGGCUGUGGCCAUGAGGUUUAGCUAGCACCUUCGGCUACCAGUUGGUCAUUGUUAGCUGAUAAGUCUGUUUCGAACGCACUUAUCUGCUCCAUAAUUAAUGUGUUAUUGUCCAAUUUUGGAUCAACUGAAACAAAUUUUCAUUUUUAUUCAUAAUUGUAAAAUUGCACAAAAGUUGUGUUUCUGUUGAAAAAGAAUAAAAGUUGGGUAAAAUAAUGAUAAAUUUAGGAUUGGGUG